Molecule: messenger RNA, 573 nt
Organism: Suricata suricatta (meerkat)
Lineage: Eukaryota; Metazoa; Chordata; Mammalia; Carnivora; Herpestidae
Gene: MSGN1
Product: mesogenin 1
Exons: 1
Coding region: 1-573 (190 amino acids)
Biological process (GO): regulation of transcription by RNA polymerase II; mesoderm formation
Cellular component (GO): nucleus
Molecular function (GO): RNA polymerase II cis-regulatory region sequence-specific DNA binding; DNA-binding transcription factor activity, RNA polymerase II-specific; protein dimerization activity
Source: RefSeq, a predicted model, not a curated record
AUGGAUAACCUGCGUGAGACCUUCCUUGGCCUCGAAGAGGGCCUGGGCCCCUCCGACAGCCCGGGCCUGCUGUCAUCCUGGGACUGGAACGACAGGGCAGGGCCCUUCGAGUUGAAUGAGGCCUCCCCCACGCAGAGCCUGUCUCCGGCUCCAUCGCUGGAGUCCUACGCUUCUUCCCCGCGCCCAGCCGCGGCUGGCCUGCCCUGCGGGCACAGAGGUGCUGACGACGGGGGCAGCGGUGGCCGUGGGGCCGGUGGCCUGGUGGAGGUGGACUACGGCAUGCUGGCCUUCCAGCCCGCCUAUCUGCAGGGCGCAGGGGGCCCCAAGACCCAGAAGGGCGCCAAAGUCAGGAUGUCGGUCCAGCGGAGACGGAAGGCCAGCGAGAGGGAGAAGCUCCGCAUGAGGACCUUGGCCGAUGCGCUGCACACCCUCCGGAAUUACUUGCCACCGGUGUACAGCCAGCGGGGCCAGCCGCUCACCAAGAUCCAGACGCUGAAGUACACCAUCAAGUACAUCGGAGAGCUCACAGACCUCCUCAACAGCGGGAGAGAGCCCCGGGCCCAGAGCGCCUGA